Molecule: messenger RNA, 497 nt
Organism: Callithrix jacchus (white-tufted-ear marmoset)
Lineage: Eukaryota; Metazoa; Chordata; Mammalia; Primates; Cebidae
Source: RefSeq, a predicted model, not a curated record
GGCGCGGCGCGGGGCAGCGCAGGGUCGCCAUGGCAGAGCUGCAGCAGCUGCGGGUGCAGGAGGCGGUGGACUCCAUGGUGAAGAGUCUGGAGAAAGAGAACAUCCGGAAGAUGCAGGGUCUCAUGUUCAGGUGCAGCGCCAGCUGUUGUGAGGACAGGUAGGCCUCCAUGCAGUAGGUGUACCAGUGCAUUGAGCAUUGCCAUGCGCCUCUGGCUCAAGCCCAGGCUUUAGUCACCAGUGAGUUGGAGAAGUUCCAGAACUGCCUGGCUUGCUGCACCAUGCAUUGCAAUGACAAAGCCAAAGAUUCAAUAGAUGCCUGGAGUAAGGAGCUUGAGGUGAAGCAGCAGCUGGAUGGUUGUGUGACCAAGUGUGUGGAUGACCACAUGCACCUUUUCCCAACUAUGACCAAGAAGAUAAAGGAGUUCUUUUAUCCAUGGGGAAAUAAAAGUCUUUGCCAAUGCCCAUCGGGGCGGAGGGCAAGGAUAUAUUUUUUAUAA